Molecule: messenger RNA, 1349 nt
Organism: Papaver somniferum (opium poppy)
Lineage: Eukaryota; Viridiplantae; Streptophyta; Magnoliopsida; Ranunculales; Papaveraceae
Product: KAT8 regulatory NSL complex subunit 3-like
Exons: 6
Coding region: 240-941 (233 amino acids)
Source: RefSeq, a predicted model, not a curated record
GAUGUACUGUAAUUGAAUACCUACCUUUACAUAAGUAAUAAUACAAACUAGUAAUACAAAUACCAGUCUGCUGCAGCAACAAGCCAACAUCACCACAAAGCCCGUAUUACAUACCCUAGUACGUCCAAACUAUACCACGCCUUCUGAUUCAUGCUUGUUCGAUAUUGUCUGGCUGGUCUCUUCGGGGUUUUAUAGGGUUUCAGAAGAUAACUGAAAUCAUCACUUACAAGGUUUUGGCAAUGACUUCUGUAUCUCCUCCUUCCAAACGUAGUCGUAAGGAUGACCAGAUCGAAGAUAUUCCGAUUGAAUCUUCUCAUCCGAAGAGAUACCCUCUCGUCGUUUUUGCUCAUGGUGCUGGAGCUAAUUCUUCGUCUGAAUGGAUGAAACGAUGGAAAGAUAUGAUGGGAAAGGCUUUGCUUGCUGUUGAUGUAGUUACAUUUGAUUACCCAUAUUUAUCUGGUGGAAAAAAAGGUGCUCCCCCUAAGGCGGAGAAACUAGUAGAUUUCCACUUGGGGAUUGUGAAAGAGGCUGCUGCGAAGUAUCCUGGUCAUCCGUUGGUAUUGGCAGGAAAGUCCAUGGGUUCAAGAGUUAGUUGCAUGGUUGCAGCCACUGGAGACAUCAACAUCUCUGCAGUAAUUUGCUUGGGAUACCCACUAAAGGGUUCAAAUGCAUCGAAAAGACAAGAAACCUUGUUGCAGCUUCCAGUUCCAACUAUUUUUGUACAGGGUAGCAAAGAUGCACUCUGCUCUCUUGAUAAGCUGACUGCAGUUUGCCGUAAGAUGGAAACUGUCAGCGAGUUACAUGUAGUUGAUGGUGGUGAUCAUUCAUUCAAGAUUGGUAAGAAGCAUCUAAAUUUAAUCGGAUCAACCCAAGAAGCAGCCGAAGAGGAAGCUGUAAAAUCGAUAACGAAGUUUGUCAGGGAGGUACUUGGGGAGCUUUGACAUCUUUCAAGUGCGCUUCAAACUGUUCUUACUACCAUCGAAGAGUAUGCCGCCUUUCCUCUGCGAAUGAGUGUAGUCCUCUUUUGGGUGGUUCAGACUUCAGAAUACUAACUGAAAAUGCUCAGUAACAUCAUAAUUACUUGCUCUUUUUUGCUUGUUUAAUCCUCUUUAGGAUUGUAAAUAUCAAGUUCCGUGCUGUUUUAGUAGUUGUAAGAUAAGGAAACUCAUGUACAAAUUCGUGUUUGUGUAAGUAAUGCAUGUAGGCUUUAGUUAAUACAGCUGGUUAAGGAAACUCGCUUCAGAGAGAGAAAAAAAAACACAAAACAUCAGUAUUAUGCUACAGCUGGAUGACGAUUCUGCCUGAAACACAGUAAUUAAAGGGUUAAAUGGAGGUGGUUCUGCUUGAAA